Molecule: messenger RNA, 2232 nt
Organism: Ectocarpus siliculosus
Lineage: Eukaryota; Phaeophyceae; Ectocarpales; Ectocarpaceae
Source: the annotation of a GenBank genome assembly
AUGGCAGCUCGAAGACGAACCACGCUAGCGGCAGUGUCGAGCGCAUCGCUCAACUCCCGCGGGUCCAUGGGCACGACGUCGUCGGGACGCUCCUCCCUGGCGUCAUCCAAGCAGCCGUCCUCGCGAUUCAGCAUUUCUACCAGCUCGGCGGCGGCAAGGUCUACCAUGGGCGGCGGCGCAGGGGGCGGAGGGCGCACUAGCAUGGGAGCACGCCCCAGCAUGGGCACGUCUCGUCCGAGCAUGGGCACCUCGCGGCCGAGCAUGGGUUCCUCCCGGCAGAGCGCGGGAAGGCCCAGCAUGUCUACCGCCGGGGACCGCAAGUCUGUCGGAGUUCGGCGAACCACCUCGUUCGGGACCGGCGGCGGCAGCAGGUCGGACCAGAGGCCGUUGAUGGACAAGGCCCACCUCAACGCCUCCCUGCACAAGCUGGCGGCCUACCUGACCGACCACGGCUACGAUCAGCCCAUCAACAGCAAGAGCCUGACGCGACCGAGCGGCAGGGACUUCAACAACAUCACGGGGUUCUUGUUCAGGCAGCUUGAUCCGAACUACAGGCCCUCCGGGAGGUUCGAAGACGACGUUGUUCCCUUCCUCAAGAUGGUCCGGUACCCGUUCACCAUCUCCAAGUCCUCGCUCGCCGCCGUCGGAGCUCCGCAGACUUGGCCUAAGGUGAUGGGUGCCAUCUCGUGGAUAGUGGACGCCCUCCUGUACGACGAGACCAUCGCCGUGGCGGAGGAGGAGCAGCGCGCGAGGGAGCGGGAGGCCACGCCCGAGGAGAGGGAGCGGGACAAGGAGGACGGCGUCGAUGACCAGGGCGCAGACCAGAAGAACUUCGUGGCCUACCUGGAAGAGGCCUACUGCUGCUUCCUCGAGGGAGACGACGAGGCCCAUCAGGCCGUUACCACGGAGUACACGGAGGCGCGCGACGAGGAGGACGCCGGGGCCGAGGAGUUCCUACGGAACCUCGAGGAGGCCAACGAGGCCCUGGGGCAGACCAACCAAGAGCUGCUGGACCAAGGGAAUUCUCUGCCCGCACUGGAGGAAGGGCUUAAGCUGACGCUUUCCGACAACGAGAAGAUCACCUCUCUCUUGGAGGAGAUCGAGACGCACAGGCGCUUGCUGCAGGAGAAGGUGGACAAGAGAGUGGAGGAAGAGCGGAGGCUCAAGGAACCCCUCCCUCUCUUGGAGGAAGCGUCUGCAUCGCUGCGUGAGCAGAUAGCGACGCAGGAGUUCAGCGCGUCGGACAUGGAGGGCCAGCUCUCGGAGAGGAGCAGGCUGAGGGACGCGCUGGCCGGCGCGGGAGAGGCCAAGGUCAAAGCGCGCAAGGAGGGGUGGUCAGCCCAGGUUGAAGUGUCGAGCACAAAGGAGGCGCUCAAGGAGAACCUACACCGGUACAGGGAGCAGGCCGAGGCGUUGCUGCUCGUACCCUUCGGCACGCAGCCGGCAGAGAACGCCGGAGAGACGAACUACGCGGUGGACAUCGACGACACCAAGCUCGACCAAGAGGACGGCGUGUUGACGAAUGACGUCAGGGGGGUCAUCCGCCCCGCGCUGAAGGAGCUCAAGAUUGCCAUCGUGCGAAGGACCGCGGGGCUACGGCAGGACCUAUCGAACUUGCUCGUGGAGGAAGACAAGGCGGAGGAGAACAUCACCGACGUCCUGAGCGAGGUGGAGCUGCUGCACAAGCAGGUCAAGCGGAAGGAAGAGGCCUACAACAAGAGCAAGUAUGCCCUGGACAAGCAGGUGGCGGGCGGCAAGAGCGAGACAGAGCACGAGGAGAGACGCCUCGAGUCGCAGAACGGCUCGGCGGAGAGACUGGACAGGGUGGCGGCGGAGAACAAGGCCAGCUCGGACGUGCUGCGGGUGCAGAUCGAGGCGCUAAAGGAGAGAAAGGAGAUGGAGAAGAGGCAAAGCGAGAACGUGUUGCAGAGUACGCUGGAAACUGCCCUGGACUACAAGGAGCGAGAGGAGAAGUGCUUGGCCGGGCUCAAGGACAGGUAUCGUCAGCACCACGGGGCUAUCCUUCACGGGCAGACGGCGUUCGACCUCGUGCUGUCCGAGGGGGGCAUUUUGCUGGACCACGAACAGCCGGCGGAGGAGGGGGAAGAGGGACUGGGGGGAGCGGAGGGCCACCUUCGGCUACAGGAGGAAGGGGAGACGCAAGAGGACGGCGAGGAGGACACUUUGCACGGCCGGAUAGCCCUGUGGCCCUCCGUGCCCUCGUCCUCAUGA